This is a messenger RNA of Lachnellula hyalina, 2256 nucleotides long. RefSeq names its product Ran-binding protein (gene ranbp9). The record is from RefSeq and is a predicted model, not a curated record. Gene Ontology annotation, cellular component: cytoplasm. The transcript is spliced from 8 exons. Gene Ontology annotation, biological process: cell surface receptor signaling pathway; cytoskeleton organization. The coding region runs from base 1 to 2256 and encodes 751 amino acids. NCBI's taxonomy places the organism in Eukaryota, Fungi, Ascomycota, Leotiomycetes, Helotiales, Lachnaceae. Gene Ontology annotation, molecular function: protein binding.
AUGAACGGACCUCCACACCAUACAUCGUCUCCACCUUCGUUCGAUCAUCGAUCGAUUCACCACUACAACCACCACCACUCCGACACUACCCCCUUUGCAAAGGCCUCAUACCAGCAGCACCCGUCGACAACGCUCUCUCUUGCUCAACGGGCCUGGGAUAUGACGAACCCGUACCCUACAGGUUCACCGGGGGUUCCAGAUUUGAGCAUGCCGACUGGGGCUCCCGGAUUUGCCCCUCGACGUUCUUCGUAUGCUUCAGUCGUUUCCGGAGUUACUCCAGCUACCUCACAGUCAUAUCUUCAGCCGACGAGAGCCGGUGCAUUUGCCCAUCUACUCAAUCACCCCAACGACUUCAGCGCAGAUCCUACUUACCAAUACUUAGGCCGCCUACCAUACGAUUCUCGAGUAUAUGAUAUAGACUUUGGCGCAAACGGCAGCGUGCACGGGCGAUCGAGUUCCUGGGGUCGAAGUGGGCAUUUACCAAGUUUCUCGCAGGCGUUUUCUACCAUAAUGGACGGGGAGGGAUAUGCUGGGCUGGGGCAUGCCGACCAUUUCUUCAUACCUUCAUACCUAAAGGGCUCCAAAUAUAUUCAAAGACUUGAAGAAUCACACAAAGCGAGAUUACGAGCUCAAAAGGAAGAGCCACAAGCCCAGUCGUCUCAAUCUGGGUCUCUUUCGACAAGCGCGAGCAGCCUAAAUCUACACACGAAAUUAGCCCCUUCACAUCGAGGCAUGACUUAUGAUAUUAUCGAGAAAGCUUUGCCAGUUGAAGAUGAGACGGUACCCCGUCUGCCAUCUAGAUGGAGUAGCACUGAUAAAUAUGGAGGAUUAGAGGUGUUGUCAGAUGGACAAGAAGUCAAAUUUACUGGACCCAAAUCUGAUCGAGAUCGAGACCAUGAAGCGUGUUCUAUUCGAGCGGAUUAUCCUAUGCCAACUCAAUGCGGGAUUUAUUACUACGAAGUAACCAUCAUUUCACGAAAAAGGGAAGAAAGUACCGUUGGGGUUGGAUUCUCAAGUAAAAGCGCACCAUUAUCAAGAGUGCCUGGAUGGGAACCUGAAUCAUGGGCGUACCACGGAGAUGAUGGCCAUUCGUAUGGUGGUCAGAGCUCUGGCAAGCAUUACGGACCUCCUUUCGCAGCAACUGAUGUUAUUGGUUGCGGUGUAAAUUUCAGGACGGGUUGUGCAUUCUUUACCAAAAAUGGAGACUUUUUAAGUAACGCCUUCCGCGAAAUCAAGAGCAAUAUAAAACUCUUUCCUUCCGUCGGGAUGAAGAAGCCCGGAGAACACGUGAGAAUAAACUUCGGUCAGACGCCAUUUGUAUUUGAUAUCGACGGGAUGAUGGUUGAGGAGAAAAGACGCAUUCGGUUAGAAAUCGAGUGUACAAGCACCGCAAAAUUAGCACCUCCUAUGAACGAGACAGACUUGAUCCAGUCACUUGUCCUCCAAUAUCUAACCCACAACGGACACACGGAAACAGCCAAGGCGUUCGCCAAUGAAGUUUAUGCGGAGAAGAAAGCGUUGACAAUCGAUCCACACGUAGAAGUGCAGGGGUUUGAUGUGAAGGAGGACGAAGAUGCUGGUCAUCGACAAGGGAUUCGAAAGGCCGUCUCGGAAGGCGAUAUUGAAAAGGCUCUCAAAUACACCAAUGCUUUCUAUCCACAAGUUCUCAAAGACAACGAACACGUCUACUUUCGGUUACGGAUUCGAAGAUUUAUCGAGAUGAUCCGGCAAGGUGCCGAAAUGCAGCGUUCCUGGAGUACAAAUGGAAUUAAGAAGAGCAACGGCCACGGACCAGCUUACCACUACGAUGAAUAUGUCGGCCACGACAUGGAAAUAGACGAUCAACAAAAUCAGAACAACAACCAUGAUCGUAUGGAGACUGAAGGAUUACCUAUCGAUAAUGAAGCAAAGUAUCAGCAAUUAAUCCAAGACACGCUUAUCUAUGGACAAGCUCUAGACGCCGAGUUCAAAAACGACCCCCGAAGAGAAGUGAAGAAAGCUCUCCAGGACGCUUUUGCUCUAAUGGCUUACAAGGAUCCAUUCACCGAAAGUUCUUUAGCCUACCUAUUGGAUAUCAGCGGCCGGGAAGCAGUCGCAGACGAACUGAAUUCAGCCAUCUUAUCAUCUCUCGGCAAAUCAUCCUCAACGGCUCUCGAGCAGCUCUAUCAACAAACCAGCGUGCUAUUGGAUGAUCUUCGAGAUAGCGGUGGUCCUGGUGCCUUCGUAAAUAUUGAUGAUUAUGCCAAAAUCCACUGA